Molecule: messenger RNA, 2708 nt
Organism: Anarrhichthys ocellatus (wolf-eel)
Lineage: Eukaryota; Metazoa; Chordata; Actinopteri; Perciformes; Anarhichadidae
Gene: gnl2
Product: G protein nucleolar 2
Exons: 16
Cellular component (GO): nucleolus
Molecular function (GO): GTP binding
Source: RefSeq, a predicted model, not a curated record
UGACGUCCUUCCUGCUUCACCGUAACAGCACGUGUACGGUGUACAAUUUAGAGCAGACGGGAAUAACAGCAUCUGAACCUCCGCUUUCAGACACCGUCGUGUGGGCUCCUUAUUUUUUUCUUCGGGGAAAGCUCUGCCGACUAAGCCGUCAAAAUGGUGAAGCCUCUGUUCAAAGGGAAAAGCUCGAUAAACAAAUCGACGUCCAGCAGCAACCCUGAUCGAGCCAAGGGUGCUGGAGGGACCAACAUGAGGGACCGAUCCACCAUCAAACGUCUGAAUAUGUACAGACAAAAGCAGAGAUGUAAUGACCGUGGGAAAAUAAUACAAUAUUCUUUUUUCAGAUUCUCUUUGGCUUCCAGAGUGUGGUAGCAUGUCUUCCUAGGGUCUCCAAAUAACACUAACAAUACACAUAUUUUCUGUAUUUCAGCAAAUACCCGUGUGAUCAAGCAGUCCUCCCUCCAGAAGUUCCAAGACGAGAUGGGAGCUGUACAGAAGGAUCCAUAUCGUGUGGUGAUGAGACCAAGCAAACUCCCCAUGUCCCUCCUGCAUGAUAGAGUCAAAGCUCAUAACUCCAAGGUGCACAUUCUGGACACAGAGGGUUUUGAGACCACAUUUGGGCGCAAGGCUCAGAGGAAGAGGCCCAGUCUCGUGGUGGAGGAUGUGAAGGACCUCGUAGAAAAGGCUGAGGCCUCAGUCCGGACCUAUGAUGCCGACAAGGACAAAGACCUGGUGAUUGAGGACAUGGGGGUCCGGGAUGAAGUACGUGAGGAAAUCUUCAAAAAGGGUCAGUCCAAGAGGAUCUGGGGAGAACUUUACAAGGUGAUUGACUCAUCUGAUGUCAUCAUCCAAGUGCUUGAUGCCCGUGAUCCCAUGGGAACGCGCUCCCAGAGCAUCGAGAAAUACAUGAAGAAAGAGAAAUCCUGGAAACAUCUGAUCUUUGUUCUAAACAAGUGUGACCUCAUCCCCACCUGGGUCACGAGACGUUGGGUAGCUCUGUUAUCCCAAGAGUGCCCCACUCUGGCUUUCCAUGCCAGCCUGACCAACUCGUUUGGUAAGGGCUCCCUCAUCCAGCUGCUCAGGCAGUUUGGCAAGCUCCACACAGACAAGAAACAGAUCAGUGUGGGUUUCAUUGGCUACCCUAAUGUGGGAAAGAGCUCCGUCAUCAACACCCUGCGGUCUAAGAAGGUCUGCAAUGUGGCACCCCUUGCCGGAGAAACAAAGGUGUGGCAGUACAUCACUUUGAUGAGGCGCAUCUUCCUCAUAGACUGUCCCGGUGUUGUCUACCCUUCAGACGACAGUGAAUCUGAUAUUGUCCUGAAAGGAGUGGUUCAAGUGGAGAAGAUCAAGAACCCAGAGGAGCACAUUGCGGCAGUGCUGGAGCGGGCCAAGCCAGAAUACAUUCGGAAGACUUACCGCAUCCCCACUUGGAACUCUCCUGAAGAAUUCCUUGAGAAACUGGCAAUGCGCACUGGGAAACUUCUGAAGGGUGGUGAGCCAGAUCUCUCCACAGUCUCCAAAAUGGUGUUGAAUGAUUGGCAGAGAGGACGUAUCCCCUUCUUUGUGAAACCCCCUGGGGCUGAGGGGGAUCAUGAGGGCAAGGGGCAAUUCCCAGUUGAAGCACCCUCAGCGGCAGUUGAGAAUGUGCAGGAGGAACAGCCAGACAAUCCGGACGCCACCUCGGAGGAACAGCAGCAGAGAAAGAAGGAGCAGGUCACGAAGAUUCUGUCUAAUGUGCGACAGAACUUUGGCAAAAUCAAUGUGGCACCCGAGUUCAACGAGGAAGACUUGGUUCCUGUGGAGAUGCCUGACCUGGGGCUGUCUGACUUCUCUGGCUCUGAUGGCGAGGAAGACGGUGAAGAAGAAGAGGAUGAGGAUGAGGAGGAGGGCGGCGGCAGCGCCGAGGCAGACGGGGCCAAUGUUGAACCAGCUAGUGGAGAGACUGUUGACGCCGAGCCUGCAACCGCUCAGACUGGCAAAGCAACCAGCAACAAGAGUUCACGGGAGGUGAUUCGUGAGCUGGAUGACAAGAUCUCUAAGUACAAGCAUUUCCUGGACCGGGCCAAAUUCAAGCGCUUCUCUGCAAUACGGAUACCUAAGGCACUGUCUGACAAAGCGUUCACGGACAUCAAGACUAAACAAGUGGCGGCAGAGCAAGCAAAGCAAGCACAGAAGAAAGAUGCAAAUCAGCAGAGCAAGAAGAGGAAAGCUGAGGAGGACGAGGAGCCCACCCAAUCCCACAGACUGACGUCUAAACAGAGACGAGCAAUGGACCAUGCUAAGAAGACGAAGAAAGUUGGUGUCCGCUAUUACGAAACACACAAUGUGAAGAACAAGAACAAGAACAGACAGGCCCCAGCAUCGGCCAAAGACGGCCAAAAGGCCAAACGACCAAAACACUAGACUGGAGUCGUGAAACUCAACGUUUGUAAUAAAUCUUUAUUUAAACUAGCCCAAAAGAACAUGCUUUUAUUGAUAGUGUAGAGUUGACAGAAGGUGGAAUGCUGACUAAUUGUUAAAUGGUCUUUAUCAAGUGGCCACUUGAUGCCUUAUCAUUACCAUGACCGUCUCUCUGUUCCAGUCUCCAGGACUGUUUUUGAAUGACAUUUAAUUCAUCAUUUACAGGUGUAAUGCUCUCUUGAUGUUCAAGAGAAAGGUACAGUUAUUGUGAACUGUACUUGCCAUGCUGUAAUAAAAUACUCUUUAAUUAC